Xiphias gladius (swordfish) is the source of this 1876-nucleotide messenger RNA. It is a transcript of the gene drd4b, whose product is annotated as dopamine receptor D4b. The transcript has 4 exons. Gene Ontology annotation, cellular component: plasma membrane. Gene Ontology annotation, biological process: adenylate cyclase-inhibiting dopamine receptor signaling pathway; adenylate cyclase-activating adrenergic receptor signaling pathway. The record is from RefSeq and is a predicted model, not a curated record. Bases 1 to 1155 code for a protein of 384 amino acids. Gene Ontology annotation, molecular function: G protein-coupled receptor activity; dopamine neurotransmitter receptor activity, coupled via Gi/Go. Lineage: Eukaryota; Metazoa; Chordata; Actinopteri; Istiophoriformes; Xiphiidae.
AUGUCGGACGCCGCAGAUCUCAACGACACGCUGCCGGCCGCCGCCGUCACGCAUCAUAAUUUCCCGGCGCUCGUUUUCGGGAUUUUGCUGAUUGUGAUCAUCACCGGGGGGAACGUGCUCGUGUGCCUGAGCGUGUACCUGGAGAAGGCUUUGAAAACCACAACGAACUACUUCAUAGUCAGUUUGGCGUUUGCAGACCUGCUGCUGGCGGUGCUGGUUCUGCCGCUCUUCGUUUACGCAGAGUUUCAGGGUGGAGUUUGGUCCUUGAACAUGCUGAUGUGCGAUGGCCUGAUGACCAUGGAUGUGAUGCUGUGCACCGCAUCCAUAUUCAACCUCUGCGCCAUCAGCGUAGACAGGUUCAUCGCAGUGUCUAUACCCCUGAAUUAUAACCGUAAGCAAGUGGACCAUCGUCAGCUCAUCCUGCUGUCGGCCACCUGGCUGCUGGCCCUGGCCGUGGCCUCGCCCGUCAUCUUUGGCAUCAACAACGUGCCUAACCGCGACCCCAGCGAGUGCAAACUGGAGGACAACAACUACGUGGUAUAUUCCUCCGUCUGCUCCUUCUUCAUCCCCUGCCCCAUCAUGGUCCUGCUCUACUUCGGUGUUUUCCGCGGGCUGCGGCGCUGGGAGGAGACUCGCAAAGCCAAACUGCGCAGCAGCAUCGAGGCCUGCAGGAAGCUGCAGCACGCCGCCGUCGCCACCGCCCUCCCUACGCUGACGGGCACCAUCCCCGGCCCCCUGCCCAUGCCCCUGCCCAGGAUCAUCGAGAGGGACUUGGCCCAGUCUCGGCUGGACGAUACAGACGAAUACAUUCAGCAGGAGAUUCCUUAUCCUCGGCAGUACAGAGAGAACUCGGUGCCCACGGUGACGUUCAACCAAAAGCAGCAGAAGAAGAACAGAGCCAAGAUCAACAGCAGGGAGAGGAAAGCUAUGAGGGUGCUGCCUGUCGUAGUAGGUUGCUUCUUGUUCUGCUGGACGCCAUUCUUCGUGGUGCACACGACACGAGCCGUGUGCUUAACCUGCGACAUCCCUCCCGCUCUGACGAGCACCGUCACCUGGCUGGGCUACGUCAACAGCGCCCUCAACCCCAUCAUCUACACCAUCUUCAACACCGAGUUCAAGAAGUUCUUCAAGAAGUGUUUCCGCAGCUGCUGCUGACGGCAGGUUCCUCCUCCAGAGACACUGACCCAGCGAACUGAAGGAAGGAACUGGGAGAUGAUGAAGCUCAGACCUGCGAAAACACGCUGUCACACAGGAGCGUGCUUUGGUCGGACUAGCAGCAACCAACAGCUCUCGACUGGAUAGUCUCUCGUACCUGGACUGCCAGGUGCAGACGGACACGCCGAUCAGUGGGUGGAAGACGGCUGAUAGUGUCAGUCUUUAACAAUGUUUGAAAAAGCAGUUACUGGUGGUAUCCGUUGCAUUUCUGGGUCCAUUUCCUUGUUUGGUGGUGAACUUCUUUGAUUCCUGGGGAUCGCAGCCCAAACAAAAGGAUGAUGUUUUGGCAGAAAGCUGCAGGAAGCAGCUGCACACUGUCGGCUGACACAGACUCCGCUGUCCGAAAGGAGGAUAUUGUGGCUUUCAGUUUGUCCGUACAGCACUUCUUUCUUUCUUUCCUUUCUUUUUCCAGAGCAUACUGUAUAUCAGCCUUGGUUUGGGUUAUGGUCUGCCAGUUCCAGUGAAGGAUGUGGGAUUUGCGCAGAGCAUGAGAGGGAAGUCUGCCUGAGAGGAUCAACUCAGGGCAAAGACGUCCCCAAGGAUACAGAAAGACUGAAUAAGCUUCAACAGACCAGAAUGACAAGCAACUGAAAGCCUCAUGACUAAAAUAAUCCCCUAAAUCAGCCACUGAUAAAUACAUACACAUAUAAGCUUGAAGGAA